GAGUUUCCCGAGGAGGAAAGUUCGCGCGAGUCCUGAACUAUUCACCGUCAACAUGGGGCAGAGGAAGCGCGUGCUUCUGCCAGUGCUGCUGCUGCUGCUGAUUUUACAGGGUUGGUGUAUUGAACACACUCGGGGAUUUAAUGUGGGAACAUCAGGAGCCAAAAUUUUCUCAGGCCCAACAGUCGAUGAGUUUGGAUACACAGUGCAGCAGUUCAGCAAUCACCAGGGCAAAUGGUUAUUAGUGGGAGCUCCCUGGACAGGCUACACUCAGAACAGGAAAGGAGACGUGUAUAAAUGUGCGAUUGAAGGCCCUACGACUACCUGCGAUAAACUCAACCUACAGAAUGGAGUCAACAUACCAAACGUGCAGAACAUCAACGUUAACAUGAGUCUGGGUCUGACCCUGAUACGAACCACCAAAAACGCCGGAUUUAUGACAUGUGGUCCUCUCUGGGCUCAGGGUUGUGGUUCUCAGUAUUUCUACCCGGGAGUGUGUGCGGAAGUGAGCCCUCUGUUCGUCCCGCAACCAGCGUUCUCUCCUGCUCUACAAACUUGCGGCGGGCCGAUGGACAUCGCUAUAGUCCUGGACGGAUCUAACAGUAUUUAUCCUUGGCCUCCUGUCGUGGAGUUUCUUAAGAAGCUCUUAGGACACCUCGAUAUCGGACCGCAGCAAUCUCAGGUCAGCAUCAUUCAGUAUGGCGUCGAUCCCAAAAUGGAGUUCAAGCUGAACGCUUAUAAAACCAGAGCGUCGAUCGUUCAGGCGGCUUCGGCGAUUCCUCAGAGAGGUGGAAUCGAGACGAACACGUUUCGAGCCAUCGAGUACGCCAGGGUGAACGCUUUUCUGCCUGCAAACGGAGGACGUCCGGGUGCCAGUAAAGUGAUGGUGGUGGUGACUGAUGGAGAGUCACAUGAUAACUCCCGAAGAAACACGGUCAUUCCAGCGUGCGAAAAAGACGGCAUUACCCGUUUCGGCAUCGCUGUGCUCGGGUACUACAUAAGGAAUAACAUCGACAGCAAAAAGCUUGUCGAGGAAAUCAAGUCGAUAGCCAGCAAUCCUGCAGAUAAAUAUUAUUUCAACGUGUCCGCCGAAGAGGCUCUCUUGGAGAUCGCCGGAACCCUGGGAGAUCGGAUCUUCAACAUCGAAGGCACGGGUACAGGCGGUGAAUUUCAGAUGGAGUUGUCGCAGGUUGGCUUCAGCGCACACCAGACCAAAAACCAGGACGUGAUGAUGCUCGGGGCCGUCGGGGCGUACGGGUGGACCGGAACUGUAGUGCAUAAAACCGCUCAGACGUCAGAGAUUUUCCCCAAAGGAGCUUUUGAGCAAAUCCUUGAAGACAAAAACCACAGUUCGCUCCUGGGAUACUCGGUGAGCACUCUGUAUAGCGGUUCCACCGAGUACUUUGUAGCCGGUGCUCCUCGCUCCAACCACACGGGUCAGGUUGUGGUGUACACACUGAACAAGCGGAGACAACCCGACAUCCGACACUCACAGAGAGGCGAUCAGAUCGGCUCGUACUUCGGAAGUGUGCUCUGUCCGCUCGAUGUGGAUCGUGACGGGGUUACUGACCUUCUGCUGGUCGGCGCUCCGAUGUACAUGAGCGACGCGAAGAAGGAGAUGGGCAAAGUCUACAUCUUCACCGUUACCGACGGGUUCUUGAGUAGCCAGGGGUUUCUGGAAGGUUCCUCUAGACUGGAGAACGCUCGGUUCGGAAUGGCCAUCUCCGCUGCUUCUGACCUCAACCUGGACGGCUUGACCGACGUGGUGGUCGGAGCGCCGCUGGAGGAGAACGGCCAGGGAGCCGUUUAUAUUUAUAACGGAGACGCUCGGAGCAUCAGGAAGCAGAGCUCACAGAAAAUUCUUGCCGUGAAACUGGACCCGACGUUGAGGUACUUCGGACGCUCCUUAGACGCCGCUGGAGAUCUGAACGGAGACUCGGUCCCGGACGUCUCGGUGGGCAGUUAUGGGAAAGUGCUUCAGCUCUGGUCCAGGGGAGUGGCGGUGGUGACGGCCCGGGUCACGUUCACCCCGGACAUGAUCAACAUCGAGAGUAAACCGUGUAGCUUCAGUGGACGGAAGGUGUCCUGUUUUAUAGCCAAAGUCUGCUUCAGCGCAGCGUUCAAACCGACGACGCCUGUCGGACCUGCAGAGAUUAAAUACAACAUGACGCUGGACGCUGACCUGCGGUCGUCUCGAUUCAGCUCCAGAGGUCAGUUCGGGAACUCCGAGCGAGUGGUCCAGCAGAACGUCGGCGUGUCCACGGCCGAGACGUGUGAGGAACAUCAGGUGUACGUUCAGGACACUCCAGACCUCGAAUCCAUCGCCGUCCGAGUCGAUAUCGGACUCCAGCAGCCGGACUCCAGCCCCGUCCUGGACGCCUUCAGUCCCAGCGCAUGGGAGUUUUUUAUCCCAUUUAUUAAAGACUGUGGUGGUGAUGACAUGUGCUACAGCGACUUGGUGUUGAGCGUCGAGAGAGAACCACCAAGCUCCUUGUUGCUGGUGAGUAAGAACAAUAGACUGUCACUGUCCGUGACGGUGAUGAACAGGAAGGAAAAUGCCUACAACACCAGAGUGAUAGCACGCUUCUCCAGCAACCUGUUCUACAGCUCCGUUACGCCACCUAGCGAUGAUACCGAGGUCAAAUGCACCUCCAGUAAAGACACCGAAAUCGUCACGUGUCAAGUUGGAUAUCCAGCGCUCAGGACUGACCAGUUGGUGACAUUCGAGAUCAAUUUUGACUUUAAUUUGGCACGAUUACAAAAGGAAGUCAAAGUGGCCUUCGAAGCCCAGAGUGACAGUAAAGAGGAAACUCCAGCGGAUAACAGUGAGACGAUGGCGAUCCCCAUCCAGUACAGGACCGAGAUCAUCCUCAGCAGAGAAGCCAACAUGAAUGUUUACUUGCUGGAUGAAAAGGAUGAAAUUACAAAUCCGAUAAAAACGUACAGUGACAUCGGCCCGGAGUUGAAGUUCAAUCUCAAGGUGUCUGGAGCAGUGUUUCCAGUCAGUCUGGUUUACCUCGACGUCUCGCUGCCCGUCAGUACUAAAUCAGGGAAUCAUCUGCUGUAUGUGACCUCAGUCGAGAGCACACCGCAGAGUGAUGUUCAGUGUGAGACCCAAGCGCUGAUCGACCCGUUUAAGAUCAGAGACAAAGAAUACACAGCCACAUUCACCAAGGAGAGCUUCCGAGGAACCAGUCACCUGAACUGCGACUCGGCCGUGUGUAAGCAGCUGAAGUGUGUGCUGAAAGACCUGAGCGUGAAAAGUGAUUACUAUAUCAGCGUCUCCGCGAGGAUCUGGAACGGAACGUUCGCCGAGGCUGAUUUCCAGUCGGUCGUAUUAGACGUGAACGCUCAGAUCGAGACGUCUCAGUCUGAUCUACUCGUUAUCGCCCACAAACAAGUGACGGUCGAUGUCACUGUGAGUAAACCAGGUGCCAAAGCUGAUGUACCUGUCGGAGUGAUCGUGGGCAGCGUGAUUGGAGGAUUACUCCUGCUGGCUGUUGCUGUCGCAGUGCUGUGGAAGCUGGGCUUCUUUAAGCGUAAAUACCAGCAGCUGCAGAGAGGCGAUGACGGUGCUGAAGCAGAAGGACUACAGGACAACGCAGGACAACAGUGAGACCCGGACGGAUUCCCCCGUCCGGUUCAAGACUAUCUGAUCUCAGAUCAGCUCGAGCUAAAGUUGUAACCCUCGGAGACACGGAGAUCAGAUGCACAGCAGUGAGGAGGUGGACCUCAAACACACGGCAGCAGGCUGCGAGCCGGUUCGAAUGAAACGGCAAAGGAACAACACUGGAGAACGCUUCGUUUUUCACUCCGAGUCUCUGCAUCAGCGUAAGUCACGGGAAAUUUGCUUCCGUUCCUGUUCGUGUUUUUACUUUUAUUUGGAAAUGCUGUAAAUAUAUUUGAUAGAGAAAUGUUGUUGAAAAUGAUACGCAGACUGCACUGACCUCUUUCCUGACAAAACUAGUUUUAUUGACGAGCACAGAACAACAUUAGUAUGUAAAUAUCUUCUUUUUUUUUUUUUUUAGAUAUUUUUCAUUUUUAAAACGGGUCUAAUCAUAUUGGAGCAUCAUUUCAUGACACGUAUCAUUUUCACGAGAAACGUUUCUCAAUAUUCAGUAACGUCACAUUUCAGUGUUGACGGCGACGACAAAACUUUUUCGAGGUCAUCGGAUGUCAUUUAUUCUGAAGUCAUAUCCCCCAGCCAUUCAAACGACCUACUACUCAAUCUCAAUCAUUGGUAGCGUGAAUGCGUUUUGGUGAAAUGCUAACUCGGGUGCGGCCAAAAACCUUCGUUCUGACGGACAACGCGUGGAACGUUUAACAUUACAGGCAGUCGAGUGCAAAAGUUUUCAUCCUCUUUAAUCAAGGCUUCAGUUCAAAUAGGCCUCGUUUAUCUUUUAGUAAAGUCGUGUGAGAAUGUUUUUCCGCCAAACUGGACUGUCUGUAACCGCCAAGAGCGAUCGCGAAAAAGCUGCGAAACAAGAGUUACAUUUUGACACAAUCAUUCUUUACUUUUUAUGGUUUAAUGGGUAAAAAAAAAAACCAGACCAAACGGUGAAGGAGCACAAACUCUUCCAGUCACAUGGUUAAGCAACCGCAGCACGUCAGCUACCUUACUAACUCCUCCUCCUUUCAUAGGACGCCAUUAAUUUUGUCCUAAUAGAACGGCUAACUUUGAAAAGGAGGACAUGUUUAACCAACAGGAAACAAGUGGUCAACAUCCUGUUACACAGCGGUUUUUUUUUUUUAUUUUAUUUUAGAACAUGUAUACAUGCUCACUAUCCACUUUAUAAGGAACACCUGUACUACUGCACAUUCACGCAGCUAUCGAAGCAUCCAAUCAUGUGGCUGCAGCACAAUGCAUAAAACCAUGCAGAUACAGGUCAAGAGCUUCAGUUAAUGUUCACAUCAAACAUCAGAAUAAAGAAAAAGUGACCUCUCUGAGACUUUAACCCUGGCAGGAUUGUCGGUACCAGAUGGGCUUAGGAUUUUCACACACAACCGUCUCUAGAGUUGACACAGAAUGGCGCCAAAAAAACCCAAAAAACAUCCCGUGAGCGGAGGGUCUGCAGGCUGAAUCACCUUCUUCACACUUUCUCUUCAUUCUGAUGUGAACAUUAACGGACGCUCUUUACCGGUAUCCGCAUGAUUUGAUGCAUUUAUACAUGCCACACGGUUGGCUGAUUGGGAUGACUGCAUGAAUGUGCAGGUGUUCCUAAUAAAGUGGACGGGAAGUGUAUAAGAAAAUGUACGUUUCCGACCAAAGUCCUUCAUCAGCGGUGAUACGAGUGCUAUAUAUAAACUGUGUAUAUUUAUAUAAUUGUCAUUAGAAGAUGCAUUAAAACCAAAUGAGCAAAAUCUCUACUUCAAAUAUCUCUAAAAGCUUGUUUCUGCUGCGUAUGAGUAAACAUUACAUAUACGCUGCAGCUUAUGUUCCUCGUAUACACACUACGGGGUUUUGCCGAGUGAUUAUAGGAAAAGGAAGCACUAAGUCAAUAUUGUGCGAUAUUAAUAAUUAUUACUGAGAUUAUUAUUAUUAUUAUUUUUUAAAAGGCCAAUUAUAAAAUAUUAGCUCGCAGCUGUGAGGGGAAAAUGUGACGGUUUGUGAAAAUAACCCCUAGUUUCGAGAUUUAAAAAUAAAUAAAUAAAGACACAAUGGAAUGAUGAUUAACUUGUAACUGUGACCAAAAGAAAAGCUGCAUCCAAAUGACACGAUUUUGAGAUUGCGAGAGAAAGUCACAAUUAAGUGACGGAAAAAAGGCACAGUUUCGUGAAAAUAACGGAAUUUUUCAGUCGUGAUCGCAAAUUAUUUUUCAGGCAACUGCGAGUAAACAUCACUCAAUCAUGACGUUAAAACGACGACAAAAAAAUCGAUAUUAACUGACGAUUGAGCGAUUUAUUAACUCGCGAUUACGAGAUUAAAAAACUGAAUUUGAGUGAGGGUUCGUCCCAGACAGCUGUCGAGCUCUCUAGGUGAUGAAUCGGUACAUCGAGUACACGAGUUGGGGCGCUACUAAGGACCCUGACAGCUGAAUUUCCGCCGACACGACUACGUACUCGUGUCGUCAAACGUCACCGCUGACAUUUAACCAACAACGUGACCGAUCUCUUUCUGACGUUAUAUGUCGUAUCGAUUUGACGGUACUUCAGGCAGGAGCGUAGGCUAGGAGCGUAUUUUUAAAAAAAUCUUUAAACGCUUAAAUGUCGUCAUUAGACGUUAUAUAGAACGUCAAAUAAAGUUUAAAAAAUCCUUAGCGUAAGUGAUCGUUUCAGCGCUGCAACAACGAUAACGAGCUUCUUACAUUUGUAGACGGAAGUCGCCUGAGAGUUCGUCGGCCAUUUUGUCUCCAGCUGAGAGGCUUCAGAAAACAUGACGUCAUUUCCGGUUUGAACAUAACGAGCGUCGAUGCUCCUGGUUUUUGCGGUGCAUUGUGGGAUUUAAUUUUUUUUACGGAGCGAACGUUCCAGUGCACCGGAAUGCAUUUUAGCAUUCAAAAUGGCCGCCUCGCUGCUCGGCGCCCCGACUACUGAACUAGAGAGCUGACUGACACGCAGUUGUAUAAAAAUAACUCCCGAUUAAUGAGCAAUCACAUGAUGAUGAAGAUUCGCAAUCACGAGCGUAAUAUUUUCCCCUACGCGGUGGAGACAAGAUUCCAUAAAUAUAGCUAUUUUAUUUUAUUUUAUGUAUUGUUAAACACUUCAUGCAUUCGUUCCCCCCCCCCCCCCCCCUCUCUCUCUCUCUCUCUCUCUCUCUCAGGAAUAGAAAACAUUAAAUAAACCACUGGAACACUUUGUACUGUAAUAUUUAAACACUCUGCUGACUGAAACGUGUUCGUCACGCCCCAGGCAGCAGAAUGACGUUUUUGGGAAUUUAAAUAAAUAAAUGUCUAAAAUAUCUAUCUUUUUUCCACCUCACGUGAAAAUGUAUUGUUUAAUUUUUUUUAGAAUUUCUUUACAUGUUCAUCCGGCACUUUACUCACUUCUCACUUACCCAUUAAGUUCGCGUUAGUGAUUUUGAUCGUAAUUAACGUUCUGGAUUUAUCUUUUUUUUUUUCUUUGUAUUUUAUUUUCCACAAACGCUUUAUUUUAUAUUUCUUUUUAACCAUCUGGAACCAAAAAAAAAUACACUUUUAAAAACAUGCAUUUAAAAAACUUUGUAGCAUUUUUUAUUAUUAUUAUUAUUAUUAUUAUUAUUCCAUCCUUUAGGCUUUGGUAAGAGUUUGUAUUUUUAUACUUUACUCAGACUGCACAGCACGAGUGUAAAUUUAAGAUUUGAUUAUUUACCGAGUCUGAAUUCUGCAAUAAGUUAAAUAUGUACUGUAAUCAGGUUUUAUUCUUCAAAUUAAAAAUAAUGACUGAUUACUAUAUUAAUGCUUUUCUAUAAAUUUAUCAGAGCACUAAAUGUUUACAGAAGUUGUUGUUUUUUUGCAAUGGUACGUUAUUUCAGUUUUUGUCUAAAUAAUAGAUAAAACGGGGCAAUUUAUUCAAAUGAUCAUUAAAACAUUUUAAUUUGC
Molecule: messenger RNA, 7514 nt
Organism: Ictalurus punctatus (channel catfish)
Lineage: Eukaryota; Metazoa; Chordata; Actinopteri; Siluriformes; Ictaluridae
Gene: itga2.2
Product: integrin, alpha 2 (CD49B, alpha 2 subunit of VLA-2 receptor), tandem duplicate 2
Exons: 29
Coding region: 53-3613 (1186 amino acids)
Biological process (GO): cell-cell adhesion; integrin-mediated signaling pathway; cell adhesion mediated by integrin
Cellular component (GO): external side of plasma membrane; integrin complex
Molecular function (GO): integrin binding
Source: RefSeq, a predicted model, not a curated record